CCAGCUGGAAGAUCAGUCUCUUUAUGAUGUUCAGUGACCAUAAAGAUGAAGUCCUUAAGGGAGGAGAUGUGGUGAGGCUUUUCCAUGCAGAACAGGAGAAGUUUCUGACCUGUGAUGAGUACAAGUCUAAGCUGCAUGUGUUCCUGCGCACAACUCUGCGUCAGUCCGCUACUUCAGCCACCAGCUCUAAUGCAUUAUGGGAGGUUGAGGUGGUUCACCAUGAUCCGUGCCGUGGAGGAGCAGGACAUUGGAACAGCCUGUACCGAUUCAAACACUUGGCCACAGGAAACUAUCUUGCUGCUGAA
This is a messenger RNA of Sinocyclocheilus grahami, 305 nucleotides long. Its product is annotated as inositol 1,4,5-trisphosphate receptor type 3-like. Gene Ontology annotation, cellular component: sarcoplasmic reticulum; secretory granule membrane; endoplasmic reticulum membrane. The annotation marks the transcript as partial. Gene Ontology annotation, molecular function: phosphatidylinositol binding; inositol 1,4,5-trisphosphate-gated calcium channel activity; inositol 1,4,5 trisphosphate binding. Gene Ontology annotation, biological process: release of sequestered calcium ion into cytosol. The record is from RefSeq and is a predicted model, not a curated record. The transcript is spliced from 3 exons. NCBI's taxonomy places the organism in Eukaryota, Metazoa, Chordata, Actinopteri, Cypriniformes, Cyprinidae.